Messenger RNA from Colletotrichum karsti, 984 nucleotides. RefSeq lists its product as uncharacterized. NCBI's taxonomy places the organism in Eukaryota, Fungi, Ascomycota, Sordariomycetes, Glomerellales, Glomerellaceae. The coding region runs from base 1 to 984 and encodes 327 amino acids. The record is from RefSeq and is a predicted model, not a curated record. The transcript has a single exon.
AUGGAUCUCCUCGGCGUGCUAGAAGCCAUGGCUUCAAUGUCGUUCGACCAGCCCCAGGACGACGAGCCACUCCCCACCGACGUCGUCGAGAGAUGGCAGCGCCUCUUCGGAUUCGACACCUACGCCGAAGCAGCUUCGAAGAUCCAAGAACACCGAUCGAACCUCGGACGUGAUACCGUCUCCGACGUCCAUUGGGAUAUGGUCCGCGAGGAGAAAGAGGCCCAAGGGUACGACAAGGAAGCGUACGAGUAUUCAUGCAGACUCCAGGCAACCGUCAGACCCCCCGCGCCAACCAAGUCGAAACCCGUCAAGAAGUCCAGACCAGCCAAAUAUCUCGUCAUGCUCAGCGGCCCACUCGACAGCGCGGUUAGAAUCAGGACCAUGGCGAACACACAGGAGACACCAGAAGUCUUCGACGGCACGCUUGACGAUGGCAGUCAGGCCCAGUUCUGCGUUGUGGACGAAUACGCGAAGGAAAGUAUUCUUGAGGCCCUUUCGCAGGAAAAGUCAUCGUUCCAGCCGCUUUUUAUUCGGCAUAAUAAGGCCGAGAAGGAGCUGUCUGCGACCUCGAUGUAUCCGACGCUCGGUCUCGACGCCACCCUCCCACAAAACCGGCCUACCAGCUUGAACGAUGAGAGACUCUCACCUUCUCAGAACGAGUACCCGGUGUGGUACUUCUUCUACGGCACCCUUGCCGACCCGACCGUCAUCCAAAGGCUGUUGUCGGUCGAACCUGAAUAUCGCAAGGCGACUAUUCGGCGGGGUGCCUUGAUGACUUGGGGUGGAAAGUAUCGGGCACUCAUCGACGCACCGGCGGAUAGCACGAUCGAUGGGUACGCUUUCAGGGUCGUGAGUCAGGAACAGGAGGACGUGCUGCAGACGUAUGAGACGGACAAGUACGAAGUCGUGAGGUGCCUGAUUGAGAUGGAGGACGAGGCCGUGAGAGGAUUGACGUUCCGGUUUAUUGGCGAGCCUCAUGCAUGA